Esox lucius (northern pike) is the source of this 1586-nucleotide messenger RNA. Its product is annotated as sialic acid-binding Ig-like lectin 12. The record is from RefSeq and is a predicted model, not a curated record. Lineage: Eukaryota; Metazoa; Chordata; Actinopteri; Esociformes; Esocidae. The transcript has 8 exons. Bases 61 to 1245 code for a protein of 394 amino acids.
AGCACUGGAGAUUUUGUUGUUUGCCUACAGACAUUACUGUUGAGUAGACAAUACAUCUGGAUGGAAAUGAAUCUGGCUUUCUUUAUUUUGCCUGGGGUUUUGUGUACCACUUGGCAUGUGAAAUACCAACCUAACAAGAUCUGUGCAUCGAAAGGCUCUUCUGUGAUCAUUCCUUGCACAUAUGAAUAUCCUAAUUCAAACUCAUUGGUGGAAGUCAUGUGGAGUCGCGGGAGGGCACACUUUUAUGAUGGCCCUUUCAUUUAUAAGGAAAAUAAGGCUAUAUCAAAUACCAGUAGCAAAUUUGAGUAUAUUGGUAAAAAUGAUAAAAAUUGUUCUUUAAAAAUAAACCACAUAGAGCACACAGACUCUGGAGAAUAUGCGUUCAGAUUUCUAACUACCAACAAUGGCAUGUGGACUGGUAGAGAUGGCACAAAAGUGACUGUUUCUGACACGAUUAUUUCCAUAAUGAGGCCUGAAGAAAAUGAAACAAUCAAAGAGGGAAAAAACGUGUCUUUGAUAUGCGAAAACAACUGCACAUCUGAGGUAAUUUGGUUUAAGAACAAUGAACCCUUGCCAGAGCGGGCCUCAGUUAUUUUCUUUAGUGACAUAUCCAGCCACGACUCUGGGAACUACUCAUGUGCUACAAAACAUCACAGCAGUUCACUUUCGGAUGUUUUCAGGAUUAGUGUUGAAUAUGAGCCUAAGAAUACCUCUGUAUCGGUCAGGCCGGCGCCUGAAGUAAUAAGGGGUAGUAAUGUUACUCUGACCUGUAGCAGCAAUGCUAACCCAGCCGUGGACAUCUUCCUUUGGUAUAAAAUAGAUGGAGACCAUUGUCUGAAGAUGGGCUCCCAGGCCAAGUUACAAUUAAAUAAUGCUGAAACUGCCCAUAGUGGGCAUUAUUUCUGUGUUGUUAGCAACAAGCAUGGAAGACAGAAUUCUACAGUUUUAACCCUGAAAGUAAAAGAGAAAGCUAUGGGGAUGGCAGAAACAUGGCUCAUUGCCACUAUUAGUGCAUUGUCAACGAUUUUCAUUUUUAUUGCGCUGACAGUCGCUUGGUAUUUUGUUGGGAACAGGAAGAAGAACGCAGCACCAAAAACCGUCCCCGCAGAGAAUGUAAUGACUGCGGAUGUGCACAUAACCCGCCCCAUAUCGGACUUUAACUUGAUUUAUGAGGAGCCUUCUGAAGAGGAUGUCACCUACACAACAGUGUACAUCAACACCAAGCACAACAGAAACAUGAAGUAGUUGAGAUGGUGUGAAGUGGAACCUCUCACAACUGAGCCUGAGAGUAUGCUGACCACCACUAGAGGGCAGACUGGAACAUGAAUCCCUGACCCUGUGCACAAGUACAAGCCAGGCAAAAAAAAAAACAUACCGUAUCAGAAAUACACACUAAUCAAUGGCCCCACAGUGGAACUUCAAUUCUUACAGAUUAUAUUUUGAGACAUUGUUGCUUUGUGUACAUAAACUUUCCCCCCAAUGUAUUUUACCUAGUCUUAUGCAGUUGGAAAUGCAUUUUACAGUACUUUAAUUUCCAUUAUAUUUACUUCAUAGCUUUAUGUAAGCACUGCGUUGACUGCUGUAAG